AUGUCCGUGGAACAACGCGAUCCAUCGGCAGUGGAAGAAUUCAUUGCAGCUAUCUCAGUUUACAAGGACAUCGAAAGAAUUUCUGACGCUGAUGCCUUGCGCGGUGUGCCACUUCUGCUGGAAGAGUACGCAGCGACCUGGUGGAUCGGUGUGAAGGACACUGUCGCGACCUUUGAGGAAGCAGUUGAGCUGAUCCGGACGACAUUUUCUCCGCCAAUGCCCGAUUGGAAAAUUUACAUAAAAUUUUUCGAGCAAAAGCAGCAAACGCGCGAAGCUACCGACAGCUUCAUAUGUAAGAAGCGGCUACUGUUUUCGCAGUUGAGUGACCCCAUAAGCGAAGCAGUACAGCUCAAUAUGACGUACGGUCUAUUGUCUAUCAAGAUAAGAGAGCGAGAGCGUCGCGAUAAAGUUUCCACGUUCGACGAAUUAAUAUCAAAUUGUCGGGAUGCAGAAAUGAUUUUGGCUGAAGCAAAGAAGCUUACAAUCGCAUCUACCGAUAAAAACAAAUCUGUGGAAGGGCCCUAA
Molecule: messenger RNA, 525 nt
Organism: Rhagoletis pomonella (apple maggot)
Lineage: Eukaryota; Metazoa; Arthropoda; Insecta; Diptera; Tephritidae
Product: activity-regulated cytoskeleton associated protein 2-like
Exons: 1
Coding region: 1-525 (174 amino acids)
Source: RefSeq, a predicted model, not a curated record